AUGGCAACUAUAUUUGGUAUGCGUUUGAGAACUAAGCUUAAAGAAUGCUUGCCUCUCCACUAUAAGGUUGAUAUCAGAGUGUCUCCCGGUUCUCAUGCCGAUGAACAUUCAGAAACAGUACAGAUCAGAGCAGAGGGUCUAAGGCUGAACAGACGUGUGGGGAUCGAAUACUUAGCAGUGUGGCUAACACGAUCAGGAUCUGUCCCACGCUAUAACCUGAUGGAAGAUGCGGCUCCAGCUGAGAUAAGUCGUGUCCAGAACUGGCAAUGGAUUAGGUAUGAAGUGGAGUUGGACGGAGAUGGGCUUGGAGUCAGGGUGAACAAAGAGUUGUUUGAGAGAGUUGUGGAAGAAGAGAUGGAAAGAAUCGAGAAAGAAGUUGGUAAAGAUAAGUUUAAGAAAGGAAUGUAUAAGGACAACUGCAAGAAGUUUACAAAGCAAUGUACUGCAAGUGAGCUUGAUGAUUUUCUUACACUUGCUGUUUAUGAUCAUAUUGUAGCUCACUACCCAAACAAUGUGUCAAGGCCCUGAGAGAAGAAAAGAAGAUGCUGGGAGAGAGAGUUUGAGAUAUGAGUGUUGUACUUUUGUCUUCUAUGUUUGUUUCUCAUUUGCUUUUUUUCUAUAUGUCUGUAUAUUGGAUGAACUUGAUGUUUUUAUCUCCAAUAUGAAAUAAAUGUUUCUAUAACAUCGCUUAUAAUGUGUAAGGGGCUAUAUAGCAUUGUUUAUUUUGAUAUUAAACAAUCUAUAGAGUUCAAAAUAUAUAAAAUACAAUUGGCUG
Messenger RNA from Brassica rapa (field mustard), 775 nucleotides. RefSeq names its product malate synthase, glyoxysomal-like. Gene Ontology annotation, molecular function: malate synthase activity. Gene Ontology annotation, cellular component: cytoplasm. Gene Ontology annotation, biological process: glyoxylate cycle. The record is from RefSeq and is a predicted model, not a curated record. Lineage: Eukaryota; Viridiplantae; Streptophyta; Magnoliopsida; Brassicales; Brassicaceae.